This is a messenger RNA of Peromyscus maniculatus bairdii (prairie deer mouse), 2271 nucleotides long. NCBI's taxonomy places the organism in Eukaryota, Metazoa, Chordata, Mammalia, Rodentia, Cricetidae. The record is from RefSeq and is a predicted model, not a curated record.
CACGACAACGCUUCUUCUCCAUCAUGCAACCAAUCCUCAUGAAGGACUUCAAUGCCCAGAAGUCAUUGCGGCUACGUCUUCUUUCCGCGACUUCCGAGUCGAGCUAAGUGGAACCAGACUGUCGAGUUCGCUUUUGAGCGUGUGCGAACAGUGCCAAGCACUGUGAGCUUCUUAGUGUCCACUUAGCUUUAACUACCCAGGAUUUACGUUUUCCUGCUGGUUUAGGGACACGGCUGGCAAUCUCAAAGAGAACGGACAAGACUCUGGCUCCAGAAACGGGGGAUCGAGGAGAGACAGGGACUUGCAAUCUAAAGCAGAUUGCCCUGUCCUGAAGAAACCUCUUCUGAAGACUUCCAGGACCCGCUUCCUGAGGUGAGAAGCAAGGGUCCUUCUGCAGAGGGAGCUGCAGAUGGCUCAAGACCAGCCUUUGGUGGCUGUGCAGGAGGUCCUGCGGAGGUGCUUCCCCGUGGUGGAGGAGCAGCAGGGCCUGUGGCAGAGCACUCUGCAGGACUGCUCGCCCCUCCUCUCCUCGCUCAGCAACCUGGCUGAGCAGCUGCAGGCUGCACAGAGUCUGCGGUUUGAGGAUGUGCCGGCCCUCCGGCCCUUCCCCGACGUAGAGGAGCGGCUGAGGCGCAAGCAGCUGGAAGCUGGUGACAUUGUCCUGGACAAGCUGGCUGAGAGGCUAGCCACCCUCCUCAAGGUCCGCGACACCGUCAGCAGGCACGUGGAGCAGGUGUUUCAGACCUACGAGCAGCAUUCGGCUGUGCUUGACAUGGACGCGCUCCUGCGGCCCUCGGUUGUGAGCCCCUCUGUGGCCGACAUGCUGGAGUGGUUGCAAGACAUUGACAGACACUAUCGAAGCUCGUACCUGAAGAGAAAGUACCUCCUCUCCUCCAUCCACUGGGGAGACUUGGCCAGCAUCCAAGCACUGCCCAAGGCCUGGGACCAGAUUUCCGAAGAUGAAUGCCAGACCCUCGUGCCAGAUAUCCUGGUGAGUGUCUCCUUCUUCCUGGAGGAGCCAGGAAGCUGCGCAGUGUCUGGAGAUCUGGAGCCCUGCAGUUGAGGACGGCUGUGGCUGCCUCUGCUGUUUCUAAGUGAGCAUCGGCAGUGCAGCCCGACACCCUGAGAUACCGGAACCUACGGUAGAGGUCCCUAGGGCUUCCUCACGCCGGGCCGUGGCCCAGGGUCCAUGGCUGUUGCGCCUGCGGCUCUGGCAGGUGGAUAGGGGCAGAGGGAACAGGAAAGGCAGCGCUGAUGAGCAGUGUCCAUCUCCAUUGUUAGGCUGGACUGGCAGGGAAGGAAGGGCAGGAGGUAGAGGGCCACAGCGGCCUCUGCGUCAGCUGAAGUCCUUCGUCCGGUUGGCUCAGGUUGUGUGUGUCAAUAUCUGAGUCCUUAAUGAUUUAAAGAUAUGAGUGGGUCUGGGAGUGCAGGGCAGUAGCAAUGUGUGUGUGGCACACGUGAAGCCCUAGAUUCAAUCCCUUGCACACCCUAAAAAGGGAGGGACUGAAGGAAAGCAUUUGAAAUGCUCUUCACAGUAGUUUAAACCAAUUUCCAUUUCCAAAACCAGCCACCAGGGGGAGAUGGUGUAGCGUGAACGGUUCUGAAUGUUUUAUCCUUGAGAGGUCUCAUGUUGCUGUUAAAAGUAACUGAGAGCCGGGAAGAGCCCACCCACUGCUGGAGAGGCAAAGACAGGUGAUCUCUGAUUUUGAGAUCACCCUGAUCUACAUAGCUCCAGACUAACCAAGGCUACAUACUGAGACUGUCUUAAAAAAACCCACCAAGGCCAAAGAAAAGGAAAGAAAUAAGUGAACUGAGAAUAGUGAGACCCUCCAGCUGCCAGGGUUGAGACUCAGGUGACCUCUCAUUGACUACAUUCUUCUGAGUCUAGAGGGACUGGCCAGGUAGGAGAAUAUGCCAGCUGUGAUCGUUAGUUUGGAUUGUUCAUUUGAAACAUGUAAAGUCUCCUAGGAAGGGAAAUUCAAUGAGGAAUGUUCUAGAUUUGGCUGGCCUGCAGGCAUGGCUGCAGGAUUUUCUUCAUUGAGGUGAGAAGAACCAUUCUGAAUGUGGGUGGCAUCGUUUCACGGUUGGGCCCUAGAUCAAAUGAGAGAGAGAGCAGGCUAAACACCAUCAGGCACGCACUAAUCCAUUGCUCUUGAUGGUGGGUGUCAUGUGACCAGCUGCUUCAAGUGCUUGCCGCCCUGACUUCCCUGCGGUGUGGACUGUGCCCUCAAAUCAUGAUUCUAAUAAACCCUUUCUCAGUUGUACUGGUCA